Calypte anna (Anna's hummingbird) is the source of this 789-nucleotide messenger RNA. Its product is annotated as basic proline-rich protein-like. The coding region runs from base 1 to 789 and encodes 262 amino acids. Lineage: Eukaryota; Metazoa; Chordata; Aves; Apodiformes; Trochilidae. The transcript is spliced from 2 exons. The record is from RefSeq and is a predicted model, not a curated record.
AUGGAACUCGGCCCCAGCCCAGGGAAAAUAGAGCCGGAGGAGGUUCGGGCAGUGCCGGCCCGGCCACCCCCGCCCCAGCGCUCUCCCCGUCGCACCUCCCGGGCAGUUGGAGCACAGACCCGCCCGACGUACCCAAAGGGGCCGGGGCGGGAGCCCAGGGAAGAGGUGGGUGAGGCCGUCCCCGUGCCCCCCGGGCACCGUCAGCGGGGUCCCGCCUCUCCCUACCCGGGCAGGGAGCCCCGUCCUCGCCGCAGCCCCGAGCGCUUCCCGCCGCCAGGCCGAGCUCGACACUCCCGGUCCUGGUACGCCUCGAGGUGCGGUGCCGGUGCCGCCGGCGGCGGGUGGGAUCGCAGUGCGGGGCAGCAGCGGCUCCAUCCCGCUCCUGCUGCCGCCGCCGGUGUCAAAUUCCAACCGCCGUCACCUGACCGCCGGGGCGGGCAACGGCACCGGGAUCCCAAUCCGCACCGGCAUCAAGACAAGAUCUCGACCGGCACCGCGACCCACACGGCAGCAGCACCAGGACUCCGAUCAGCACACGCAGUGGGACCGCCCCGGGACAGUAGCCACUGCCCUGCCAGCAUCAGCAUCGGCUCCGAGCCGCCGCCGAGCUCCCGCGGACUUGAAUCCCGCCUAGAACGGCACCGGGACCCCCCGCAGCACCCAUCCCCGCCAUCACCACCUGCCCGCUGGCCCAGCCCAGGGCCGGCGGACACCUCUUGGCACCGCCGGGCAGAUGGACACGCAGCUCGUACGGACGAAAGGACGGAAAGACGGACUAACUCCCCGUGA